Messenger RNA from Alternaria alternata, 465 nucleotides. RefSeq lists its product as hypothetical. The transcript has 2 exons. Bases 71 to 343 code for a protein of 90 amino acids. The record is from RefSeq and is a predicted model, not a curated record. NCBI's taxonomy places the organism in Eukaryota, Fungi, Ascomycota, Dothideomycetes, Pleosporales, Pleosporaceae.
AUCGAUCAUUGCAUCCCAACCACCUGGAGGCUUGACAUCGGUUUGCCUAUCAUCACACGGUUCUCAAUACAUGGCAUUUUCGAGGAUGUCGGGUACACUUUAUGUCCUAUACAAUGCCGACGCAUCCAUCAUUGGCAAGCUGCGAUAUGGAUAUCGUAAGAUUUGCCAUUCUACUGAGGAGAAUCCAGCAUGUGCAGCCUGCGAUAUCACACAUGGCGGAUUGUCACUGAAGGAGACACCAACUUGGCUUGAAGCAAAGAAGGUGAUCGAAGCCGACUCUGGCUAUAAGAUUGUCCAGUGGCACCGGGAUGAGCUGUCUGAUGAAGUACGUGUCUGUUAUUGAAAGAUGCAACGCUCUUGAGUUUGUACACUAAAUAUGCGUAGAUAAAGGAUUUCGUUGAAUCCAAUACCAUCCGCUACCCGACCAUUAUAUCGAAAGGAGCCAGCGGUAACCUUACGGAGGUG